Molecule: messenger RNA, 1356 nt
Organism: Malaya genurostris
Lineage: Eukaryota; Metazoa; Arthropoda; Insecta; Diptera; Culicidae
Exons: 2
Coding region: 382-1041 (219 amino acids)
Source: RefSeq, a predicted model, not a curated record
CGGUUAGAAGCCAGAAACAAAAUGCGCAACAAUCAUCUGUUUGGGGUGCAAGUUAUGAUUCCGGUUGUGUACACAAAUUGAAAAAUGAAAAGUUAACCGUGAAUACAUUGAAUCACUCAAAUAUUGUUUUGUUUAAACCCUCCCGAUAGCGAUUAGUUUACGUUAAUCUUAAAAUAUCCAGCAGUGUUGUUUUUAUUUGAAAAAAUCGUGUGAUAUUUACAAACAUUCUAUUCAUUCCGCAUUUAUAGUCACCAGAUUUCGUUUGGAUCACAUCUCAGGAAUUUGAAAUCGACAACCUUUGCAACGGCUUUGUUGAAAGGACCUCACUGAUGUCUAUGCUAAUCUACUUAUGAAAUAUCACAGCACCAGUCCAGCACUAGGAUGACGAUUGCCCAGCCAUCCAUUCCAACCUGUUUGGCACAUCUGAUUUUGGCCGGUAUCACGGGCUGGUCCCUGAAACAUCUGCCUAUUGGUACUACAAACACUUCAGCAGCGGAUGAUCCAGUAUCAUUCAUGCUUCUCUUGUUGGUGUUCCUGCUCUGUCAUAGUUUACUGGGAAUCUUUCGCUACAGUCACCCAGAUCCGCACAACAAUCUGCGCAAGUUGUAUGAGUUAUCAGUGCUCGUUGCAACCGUCUGUCCCCUUCCUUUGCUGAACACUCAACUGUACCUCAAAUAUCAACUCAACGAAUCACAACUCUGGACUUCCAGUUACUUACUAGCAAGUGUUCUUAUUCCGUUUUUAGUUGGUUUGAUAUAUUCCGAACUGAGUCAACGGCAUAAAAGUGACUAUGUGACCACUGUAAUGGCCAUAAUAAAUCUGACUGUGCUGGUAUGGAUUUCGGUUGAAAACGAGAACGUCUGGGGUAUCGGAUUGGCCGUUUCCUAUGGAAUGAAACUGGUUGCUCUACCAUGGUUGGCCGAUCGCUACAGUGUAUCGUUUAUAGAUCUUUACACGUACGGGUUGGGAUUUUUUGAAAUUUUUGCUGUUAAUGUUGUGAUAGAUGCCGAUAUGUAUAGAACUGAACUUGUUAUGCAGUAGAAGAUUAUGCUUAGAGAUGUGAAAGAGAAACAGCCUCAGGUUAUGGAAAUAACUGCUUUUUCCACGACAUUUAUAAAUGUAGAACAGUGCUAAUGUACGCCGUAUACGUAUGCAUACAUGUAUAGUAUUUGAAACUGAGGACAAAUAUUUAGAUGCUCUACCUUCGAGCUUGAUACAGAUUUUCUACAUGAAACGACUCUGCUAUUUACUAUAUUUGAUGAAUAUAUUUAUACAAUCUAGAAUAGAGACAAAUGCACGAGCCAUUUCAUAUAUAUUUUGAAAAAUAUAUUUCAAGAGACAGCAACUAAAAUUUCU